Molecule: messenger RNA, 2409 nt
Organism: Microtus oregoni (creeping vole)
Lineage: Eukaryota; Metazoa; Chordata; Mammalia; Rodentia; Cricetidae
Gene: Dynll2
Product: dynein light chain LC8-type 2
Exons: 3
Coding region: 300-569 (89 amino acids)
Biological process (GO): cilium assembly; microtubule-based process
Cellular component (GO): cytoplasmic dynein complex
Molecular function (GO): dynein light intermediate chain binding; dynein intermediate chain binding
Source: RefSeq, a predicted model, not a curated record
UUCAGGGCCGCGCGUCGGCCGGGCUCAGCGGCGGAGCAGAGCGGACGGCGAGGCACCAGCGGGACCAGGCGGGCUGCCGGGUGGCUCGAGGCGGAGCGCGGGCGGCCGAGGGAGCUCGGAGGGCGGACGGACGGCGGCGCGAGCGCUCGGCCCGGGGCUGCGGGAGCAGGGGGACACCGCGGCGGCAGCGGCUGCUGCUGCAGGAGGAGCCCAGGGGACACCGCCCCUGACCGCGCUCUGCUUCAGCCCAGCGCUGCUCCCCAGGGGCCUGUGCGGACUCGCCUGCGUGACGUGUCACGAUGUCUGACCGCAAGGCAGUGAUCAAGAACGCAGACAUGUCUGAGGACAUGCAACAGGAUGCCGUUGACUGCGCCACACAGGCCAUGGAGAAAUACAACAUAGAGAAGGACAUUGCUGCCUAUAUCAAGAAGGAAUUUGACAAGAAAUAUAACCCUACCUGGCACUGUAUCGUGGGCCGGAAUUUCGGCAGCUAUGUCACACACGAGACGAAGCACUUCAUCUAUUUUUACUUGGGUCAAGUUGCAAUCCUCCUCUUCAAGUCAGGCUAGGUGGCCAAGGGGAAGGUGUCAGUGGCGGCGGCAGCAGCAAUGGCAAGCAGGCGGCGUUGCUGGGACUGUUUUGCACUGGGGCCAGCAUCAGGAAGUCCUCUCCAAUGGCUGUGCUACUGCAUGGACUGUAUACUCGAUUUCAUGUGUGUGUCGCAGUAAACAAAAACCAAACUUCUUUCUGUUUAGUUGCCUGGGGAAGAAGGCUGCUUUAUGUUUAUUUUUUUUUAAGACUUUAAAGAUUUUUUUUUUUUUUGGUUGUACUGCACUAGGAACUCUCUCCCACCCCUCAUUUUCUCUUUCUCUCCCUGUAUAAAAUGCCCUCAGCAAAGCCCAAGAGACUAGGAGGCUGAGGACUUGGAAUAGGUCUCUGGAGGUAGAGGGAAAACUGCAGCUGCCUAUUCUUGUGGUGGAUGCUGCUUUAGAAGGGCCGGAGACUAUGAGGAAAGCUUUAGGAUUGGCAAGGAGAGGGAUAGGAAGUCGGGUGGGGGGAUUGAUCUAGUACCAGGGAGAAUAUUCCACAGAACUGUGACUUUAUGGCUUGGGGCAGGGGUGGUGGGGUGUAGUCUUUAAGAGGCCCUGAGAUAGAUGUGUUUAUGGUGUGGGAGUGGGGAGCAGAUGUGUCUUGCUGUCCUUGUCAGGGUCUCUAAGUAAGGGCUGUGUCUUUGUGGAUUACCUUCCUUUAUUCUUCCAGCCAGAGGUCAUGUGGGGAGGAUGCUGGGAGUAGGAUUAGCUUGACUUUGCCCUUUCCAUUCUCUGUCUGCUCCCUGCUCAGCCCUCGUUUUUCUCAUUCCUCAGUUCUCUUAGAGCAGCCCUGUUGUUGGCUGGCAAGGGAAUUUCUGGUGACUGUAGUCCUUAGUUAGGUCUUAGCGAUCCAACCAAAUCAGUGUCCACUCGAUUCUUCCUGUGUGUUUGUGUUUGUGUUUGUCUGUGUGCGUGGGGUGGGUCUGGGGUAGAAGGGAGGGAAGGGGCAGGAUAUGUGAAAUCUCUAGGGUGUAUGGGGAGGUAGGGGGCACAGUGAGUUCUAAGUGGGCUUUUAUGUUACCUUUUGGGGCAAUGACAGGUUGGUGUCCCCUCAGCCAUCUAGCUUGGACACCCUGCUUUGCCCUAUAGCUGCCUGUUCCUGGGAAUGUUUUUGGAAGGUCAUCCAGGACAAGAUGGCCCUACUGCCAUCCACCCUGGAGUUGGAUCUGGGGGCAGGGGGCAACUUGUGUCCCAACUUCUAGUGGGAAUUGGGAAUGAAAGAAACGAGGGCAGAGAGGGGGAACUCCUUGAAACAGGUCUGAAGUACAGUAACGAAGCUCUGAGAGUCAGGAGGUGAAGGACUGAGUGGGAGGACUUUCCAGAGAGGGUGCAAGGGAAACCUCGCUGUUGACAUGAUUGGGGUGGGUGGGGGUCGUCAUUGCCAAUUGAGCUGCUGGUUCUAAUGAGUCACAUUCAGAACGUUGAGUGGGGUGACACUGUAAGGGUGGGGGAAAUCUAGCUCCCCCAGCCCAUUCUUGGGGGUGAGGGAAGGCAGGAGAAUGCCCCUUCCUCCUGAUCCCUUAGUGUGUAUUGAGCUGUUUUUUCUUCAGUGCUGGCAGGGGAGGGUGGGAACUGGUAGUGACUGAGUUCCCUGUUCAAACCUUUCAUUGGGUACAAGAUUUGAAUGUUUGAUUUUAGGUUUUAUUUUUCUUACGAAUGUCCAGAUCUGUGUUUCUCCCUACCCUCCAAGACUGGCCAGUUGGAAGUGUCUAGUUUUUGUUCAUCUCUCAUUUUUGGUGCAGGGACUGAGACCCUGCCACAUCUAUGCUCUGCAUCCACGCCUCUUUUGGACAUUAAAGGUCGAUUGAUGCACUUCUGA